Molecule: messenger RNA, 1639 nt
Organism: Cherax quadricarinatus
Lineage: Eukaryota; Metazoa; Arthropoda; Malacostraca; Decapoda; Parastacidae
Source: RefSeq, a predicted model, not a curated record
GUGCGCUCACAGAGCACAGCAGCUGCUGCUGCACCACAGGCAGUACCAGAAAAGAGGUUAAAGAAAUUUUCUGUUUAUCGUUGGGAUCCAGAGAAGCAGGGAGACAAACCCCACAUGCAGACAUAUGAGGUCGAUCUAAAUACGUGUGGUCCAAUGGUACUUGAUGCUUUGCUGAAGAUCAAGAAUGAAAUUGAUGCAUCCCUGACCUUCAGAAGAUCAUGUCGAGAGGGCAUCUGUGGUUCUUGCUCAAUGAAUAUUGGUGGAGUGAACACGCUUGCUUGCAUCAGCAAAAUAGACACAAACUUGAGUAAACCAACAAAGAUAUACCCCUUGCCUCAUAUGUAUGUUAUUAAGGAUCUAGUUCCUGAUAUGAAUAACUUCUAUGAGCAAUACCGAUCUAUCCAGCCCUGGUUGCAACGAGGAGAUGGCCUUAAUCCUGGUGAUCAGCAAUACUUGCAGUCAGUUGAUGAUCGCAAAAAGCUGGAUGGUCUGUAUGAGUGCAUCCUGUGCGCGUGUUGCUCAACUUCCUGCCCUUCAUACUGGUGGAAUGGGGACAAGUACUUAGGACCAGCUGUUCUUAUGCAGGCCUAUCGUUGGAUAAUUGACUCCCGUGAUGAAAAAUCUGAAGAUCGUCUUAAGAGAUUACGUGAUCCCUUCUCUGUUUACCGUUGUCAUACCAUCAUGAACUGCACUAAGGCCUGUCCCAAGGGAUUGAAUCCUGGGCGUGCUAUUGCUGAGGUGAAGAAGCUUCUGUCUGGUAUAGCCAAGAAGGGUGAGCCAGGCCUAAAUGCAUUGGGAGCCAAUUAAUCACAAGUGAUAGUUUAUAAAUACACACAAGUGUAAUGUUCCAGAGCCACAAAGAAAUUUAUAUUACUAAAGUAGGGGAUCUGAAAUUACUGACCUGUGUAAGGAUGGGAAUAUUUUGUAGCUAAAAUUUAAAUUGCAUACAUUUUCUUAACCCAAGUAUUAUAUGCAGUAACUGUGCAUUUUAUGGAUACAAGAUGUAAAUUUUUAAAGCAAAAUAUUAAACUGGAGUGAUGUUUUAAUAAGAUUUAUUGAAGCUCCUACAUAUGCUUACUCUAAUAUUUUUUAUAAAAAAAUAAAUAUGCCAGUAAAAUUGUAUUGCUCAAUGGAUGAUUAUUAUAAUGUAAAAUUUAAUGGCUUUUAAGGUUGCAAUAUAACUAGUGACAUGUGAUUGCACUCAUUAUGGUAAAAGUACCACACAAGGUCAGGCCUUUGGUGUAGGUAUCUUGCUCGGAAUCAGCUUCAUCUCUUAAAAUACUGCUAAUGCCAAAUUACAACCCUAUGUACCAUCAGUUUGGGAAUCCCUUCAGCAACUGGGUAUUUGGUCUUGUGGCAUUUAUUGAAAAACAAAAUACAACUCUAUACCUAGUCACAGCAGAAGUGUAACCACCCUUCUCUUUGAAACUUACAUAAAGGCUGUUGUUUUUUUUUUUUUACUGAUAAAGCUUGUUCUGAGGGAAACUGCCUACAAUAUAGGCUGGACUUUGUAGGUAGCAUUUGCUGUAUGUGCAAUCUAAAUUAUGCACAUUGUUCCCCCCAUGUGAAAGUGCAUAUUGCUAGUGAAUAAAAAUACUUCUGUAUUGUAUAUAUUUGAGAUAAUAAACGGAAGUGUAUA